UCUCAAUUGAAAAUAGACAAAGACACAAGUUUCCUCAAAGUUUGGAGAAACACACUCUCUUCCUCACGCCUAAAUAAAGACAGCAAAUCAAGCUUGCAGAUCUCCACUCUAAUAUAAAGCUCACACCACACAGCAAGAACAACUCACCUCAACAACUAAUCCACUACAAUGUCUUCUUCUUAUUCUUCUUCACUCACACUCUUCUUCUUCUUUGCUUCCACAUUCCUCUACACUUCAUCAAACUCAUUCAACAUCACAAACAUCUUAAACCAGAACAAUGAGUUCUCCACUUUCAACAACCUCCUCUCCCAAACCGGACUCGCUUCCACCAUCAACUCCCGUCAAACCAUAACCGUCCUCGCCCUUUCCAACGACGCAAUGACAAUGUUUUCCUCCCAAUCAACCGAAGACAACAAGAAAAGCCUCGGCCUCCACAUCGUUCUAGACUACUACGACAUCAAGAAACUCAGAAGCAUAAAAUCAGUGAUACUCACCACUCUCUUCCAAGCAAGCGGUCAAGCUAAAGGCCUGCAAGGGUUCGUGAACGCAACCGUUAUGAACAACGGUGACAUUAUGUUCGGAUCUGCGGUUCGUGGAUCCGGCCUUGACUCUAAGCUUAUAGACUCUGUUGCGACACAUCCAUAUAACAUCUCGGUGCUUCAUAUUAGUAGUUACAUAUCUAUCAUGGAUCCCGAAGGUCCUAAAGAUCAUGGUUCUUCAUCUUCACCACUUCCUGUACAACCUCCUGGUGAUGAUGAUUAUGAAUAUGACGAGCCACCGUCUCCACCUUCCUCUACUACUAAGCCUUUUGUUGCUGCUGCUACUGCUGCUACCGCUAAGCCACCUUCUUCUGCAAAAGACAACUCAACAACAAGUGGAGUUUCAGCGAUUAGUAUUCCUAGCUUGGCGUUUGUGUCUGUGAUCUCAUCCUUUUGGUUCUUCAUGACGGUCUGGUGAUGUGAUGGUUAAGAUUUGAUGAAUAAACCAGAUCAGCUUUCUGAAAGCCAGAAAAAAAAAUGGAGAUUAGCAGCAAAGCUUUCAAGCUUUUUUUCACACAAAAGAACACUUCAAGCUUCACAAACUCUAUGGAAUAAAGCAACAAAAUCCAAAGAAGAAAUAAAGUGAUUGAUGAUAUAAUAAGGGAUGAAGAAUGUUGUAAAACUCAAAAGUUCUUUAUUUAUUUGGAAGCUUGGAUAAGUUUGUAAGAGAUUUCAAUUGGAACCAAUAAAAGAAAACACAAACUUGCAAGGCU
Raphanus sativus (radish) is the source of this 1252-nucleotide messenger RNA. RefSeq names its product fasciclin-like arabinogalactan protein 14. Lineage: Eukaryota; Viridiplantae; Streptophyta; Magnoliopsida; Brassicales; Brassicaceae. The coding region runs from base 169 to 957 and encodes 262 amino acids. Gene Ontology annotation, cellular component: plasma membrane. The record is from RefSeq and is a predicted model, not a curated record. The transcript has a single exon.